GAAGAUUCAAUAAAUUGCCAGUUUUAUUCAAUUCAACAGUUUUUUUUUAUUAUUGUUAUUGAAAAACCUCUGAUCUAAAAAUCUUUUUAAAUAGUGGGGUCAAUGUUACUUAUGAAGAAACAAUGUGAACAUAAAAACGUAAUACACAGUAGAAUUUAAAGUUUGUUUAAUUCAUGUGUUAGCAACAUGUGUUAACAAAAACUAAAUAAUUUUUUUUUAAUUCUAUACCCCUGUCAUGAAUGGACAUGUACAUGAAUGAAAGAGAAAAUCAAACUUUAAAAAUCAUACAGUUGUUUACAUAGUUGAUGACUGUAAUAUUCUCUCAAUAUUUACUGUAUUCUCUCUAAGCACCGUUUCUACACUACUUUCAUAUGAGAGCUCGAGAUUUUGCGUGAAGUUGUGCAAUACUGACGCAUAGUGGCUAAUUCAAGUAAUUGCACAAGCAGGAGCGAUCAUGCCCAUAUUCUAAUAUUACAGUAUGAUGAGUAAAUAUAAGAACUGUGUUCAGGUCUCAAGCCAGGAUGAUGUUUUGAAGUAAAUAAGCUGGAAUAUAGGCAAUAUAAAACAAUUAUUUAUUUUUUGUGUCUACAUAGUUCCAUUGAUUUAUACUAUGCCAUUUGUGUUAUUCCAUAUAGUUGUGAUGACUUUACUAAUAUUAUACAAUUUGAAAACCAGUCAUAAUAAAUAAAAACAAACUUUUAACUAGUAGUAGUAUUUGACUUUCAUGUGUCAGCAAGAGUCAAAGGUUAAAGUAUUAUAUUUAUGCCUCAUAAUCAUAUUCACACCGUGUGUAAGUGUCAGAUAUUCUUAAACAUCACUUACACUGACAACAAAAGAACUGGUUCAGUGGUUCACACCGGGUCCUAAAGUCACGAGAUCAGAUGUUAAUUUGAUUAAGCUGCUUCAGUAAGAGACUUUGAUUGUGACGCUCUGGGCAGUUUAGCUCAAUUAAACCAUUAUGAGACAAACACAGGCCUGGAAUGAGACUUUCCACUGGCACAAAGAGCGGCUCUGUUCGUCCGCUCACUGCUGCUUCCUGGGCCUGCAGGAGACAAAAGACAGAAAGACACACAGCAGGAAGCAGGGAUUGCAUUUGGCGAAUGGAUCAGAUGUCUGAUUAUUCCAGUUCAUACUUCAUGAUAACAGAAUGAAAACCUCUCAGUUUAACAUUCAUGUAAAUAAAUAAUAUAAAGAGUUCAGGCAAAACCAGACAGGUACAGAACAGCUUCAACCCAGACACGUUAAACACAACCUGAUCUGAAGCUUAAAAUAUACCGAUAACCAGUAUAUAAUAACCCAGAUAACAGGUUCUCAGUACAUUCUGGCGGUAACAUUAAUAGAACGUUCGUUCAGAGUUUCUUAGUAACGUUCUCAAAACGUUAGCACUGAAACAUUGUUUAUGGAACAUUUCUUUGAAACAUUGUAGUCAGAGAACAUUCAAAAGUAACAUUCCCAUAACGUUCGCAAAAUAAUAAAAUGGAACGUUCCCUUAAUGUUGUAUUUAACAUUCACAUAACCAAGAGUUUUGAACAUUCAGGAAUAAUGUUUUAGCAAAACGUUCUUAGAAACAGAGACUUUAUGGGAAUGUCUUUUGACUUAUAUUUUUACUGUUGUAUAAAGUGUAUGAAAAAAUAAUAUUUUAUUACUUUAUUGUAUUGUUGAAUAUAUAGCAAAGCUUUUACAUUUAUUGUCCUGUUAAAUCUAAAAUAAUGUUCCAAUGUAUGUUGCAUUUGUUACAGUUAACCAACGAGCGAAAAUGUUUAUGAAUGUCUGAUAAAAUAUUUAGUGUCAUUUUUUGCGCAGUGUCUUUGAUCAGCUGGUGUUUUGGUCAUUUUUAGUGGAUAUAUGAAGUCAGUUCUCAAGUUCACACAGGUGUCCUAGCAAAGGAACCAUUUCAGAUGUCACUUUCAACACUAUUUAUAGCUAAAUCAAACCUAACAAAGCCUUUCUGUUUGUGAAAUGUUUUGUUUUGCAUGUGCAUCUUUCUUUCUUUACAAUAAAUGCCACUUUGUUUGGUAUUUUGUCAUGGCUUUCAGUCAUUUUAAAGAUCGUAAGUGACAUGAGCGUCCAAAUGCCAAGCCCGUCCAGUAUGAAGUUCGUGGGAGUUUUCAGUUUUGCUCUGGAGAGAAUCAGAGGAGUCAAAUUCCAGCAGACGUCACAGAAACUCGCCGCGUAACGGGACAAAGUGCGGACGCAGUCCGGCUCUCGUCUGCUUUCUGACAGCAGUGUGCUGCUGUGGCUUCAUUUUUCCACUGGACAAUGGUAAAAACAAAACAAAGAACUUUGAAAUAUUUGCUAUGAGUUAAACAGAGGAACACAAACGCGAGCUUUCUUCAGGUUUCCCGACAGCGUUACGCUCUCGCAGGAAACUCGCCAUUUGCGUCGCAGAGUUGGAUAUUUUGUGGAUCAGUUUCAUUCAAGCGUAGAUUAAGAUUGCAUAUCUGACAACCCCGGACUAUAAGUGGAAAGUGUAAAAAAAAACUAUUAAUUUUUCUGAAGAAAAAAGUGAACGCGCUCGGUUCACGCGUAAAGCGCACGCACCGCCCAUCCGGAGAAUGACGCGCGCGGCGUUUGGAGUUUAACUGACCGCAGCUAGUUCCGUGGAUGUACCGGUUUCAACCCGUCAUGAUGUUCGCAGGAAUGAUCAUGGUGGAAAACAGCUCAAAAACACAAACUGACACCGACUCCGCGUGUCACCGCUGCGCUGUGAGGACAGGUGGUGCGAGUCCGACUGCUGCAGCGGGAAGCCAUCGCAGACAGCCGGGAUACAUGCGCUCAGAGCCGCUUAACCAGUCAUGUGACAAAACUCCUGUUUCUGGCUCGCCUACUACUGAGAACACUCGAAAGAGCGCUUCGAAAUUACCCAGCGAGCAAUGGCUUAAGGAUGUUUUCGAGAGAGACGACAGCCAGGAUUCUUCCAAAACUCACUGUUCAUGUGACGUGGAGGAAAAUUCCUCAGUGCCAUCGCCCAACGUUUUUAAUUCGAGCUUCAGUUUCAUUCAGCAGUCGCUAGAAACUAGUGAUCUGUUAGAUGCGAGCACCAACAAACCUGUGUUUAAACCGUCUGAAUGGGACCGAGUGAAGUCUGAAACGUCAAAUGAAACGUGUGUCGCUUUAAAACCUCACACUGCUUUAGGAAAUCACUUGAGCCAAUCAGAGAUCAGCACUGCUCCAACUAGCCAAUCAGAACAUGAGGUUUUCUCAUUAAGCAGUUCGCCUUGCUCGAUUGGUCAGUCGGUGCAACAGAAAGGGCUGUUAUUGGACCGAGAGCUGUGGCUAGUGGAUCUGGACGUACCCUGGCAACGGGACAGACAGAUUUCGUCCUCCAUGGCGUCUUACGUGAAAGAAAGCGUCCAGGACUCAGAUUCUGGCUCUCUGGACACUGAAGUCACGUCUUCGUUCUCGAUCGACUCGUCAGACUCGACCUCGGCCUCAUCGGUCACAUCCGGUUACGACAGUGCAACCCCGUCCUCAGAUCAGAGUCGGGACGGUCUGAUAAAGAAGUACAAGGAUGUUCUGCAAGACUGUCUGCAGAGCAAUCGCACAAACACCAAGAUCAAGUCCAUAAUGAUGAAGCUUCAGAGACUACAGCACAAAGCGGUUCUGGAUGACGACUAUGACACAGCUGAGCAUUUUGGUAAGAAGCUAGAGGAGCUGAGGAGAGAGCGAGCGAUGCUUAAGCCUGGUUUACCGUCCAGACAUCCGGAGCUCACUGGAUUCCUGGAGCGUCUCAGGACGGCCGUUCACAGCGUCAUCCACAGGACAGACACACACUGCAGGCAAAAUGGUGAAUUGAGUGACGAUCAGGGAUCAGGCAGCUCUCAGAAUCAACCUCGAUCACGAGAGACGCUGUUAGAGGAAAAACAGAGGAUUCAGAAGGAGAUGUGUGAUGUUCAGCGGAGGCUGGAGGAGCUGCGGGAGCGGAGCAGAGCUGUGGAGGAGCAGCUGGAGCUGGAGGAGCUGGAGGAGCCCGUCCUCAGAGCCUGUGAUCCGGCUCAGCUGCGGCUGACGGCUCGAGUGCUGGAGGACAUGAUCAGCUCUGAACACCGGGCCCAGAUCAGCGUGUCUCCACCCGCAGAGAUCCUCAGACUUCAGGAGCAAGAGCGAGCGCUGAGUUUAUCUGUCAAAGAGGCAACGGCUAAAGUGGUGAUGAGUCAGAGACUGGGCUCUAGUCUGCGCCGGAAGGUCAGCGAGAGUGAAACACAGCUGCUGACCCUUCAUGAGGCGAAGCUCGUGGCCAUCUCAGGAAAUGACUUCAGCAGCGCGAAGGAACUGAAGACAGAAAUCAGGAACGCGUACGGCGAGAGAGAUCGUCUGGAGGGGCUGAAGAGGAAGCUGAAGACUCUGAGCACAGGAAGUGGAUGGGAUCUGAGCCGCAUGAAGGAGCAACACAACCAGAUCAAACUGGAGCUGCAGGAGAGAGAAGCCCAGUACGAGCGCAGUUUAAAGGAGAACACUCUGAAGUAUAUUGAGCUUCUGGAGGACAGACUUCACAGCUGUGGAAGUCCAGUGCUGGAACACAUUUGGGAGGCUGAUUUGGAGGCUUGUCAUCUGCUCCUGAAAGGCCUCGAUCAGCGCACAUCCAGCAUCUCUGAAACCGAGGAUCUGCCCUCCGUCCCUGGAUCGGCUUCAGAUGUCCUGCUGUUCAGUAAAGAGGAAGCGGACUGCGCCAUGUUGACCGCUCUAGGAGGCCGCUGGUGCCCCGAGGCCGACCUCCAACACUCAGAGUUCACUAAGGAUCUGUGCGGAGAAACAACAGAGCUGACGGAGCGCUGUGAACUCAUCAGUGAGCGACUGCAUUAUCUGGAAGACCAGCUUCAGACCGCCAUAGACCACCAAGACAAGGACCUCACUCUGUCUUUAGAGAAAGAGGUUCAGGAAGUUAAGGCUGCUCUUCAAGCGAUGCUGUCACAGCUGAAGGAGGAAGAGGAUGGAGAGAAGUAUUGUGAUGUAGAAGAAGAACAGGUUGAAGAUGAAGAGCUAGAAGAGGAGCAUUACUUCAGUGACAGCUGGGAAAUCUGAACAGACUCGUGAUUUACAUUUCGGUGCCUGUGAAAGUCUGUUUUCAUACUAUCCUCUCGCACUGAGCUCUAGCACUUAAAGAGAAUAGUUCAUCUUUUUCUACGUUCAUCUGCUUGCUCAUAUAUCAUUUCAAAAGCAUUUGCUCUAUGUUUACUCUAUGCUACGUUUUAGUCUUUUGUUGAGGUUGCCAGUACAAACCACUAUCCACUUUCAUUGAAAAGUUUCAUUAAUUUGUGUUUCAUGCAAGUGAGAAAGUAGUAUUUGGAAUGACAUCUGGGUGGGUUGUUUUUUGGUUGAU
This is a messenger RNA of Cyprinus carpio (common carp), 5320 nucleotides long. RefSeq names its product disrupted in schizophrenia 1 protein-like. Lineage: Eukaryota; Metazoa; Chordata; Actinopteri; Cypriniformes; Cyprinidae. Gene Ontology annotation, cellular component: mitochondrion; intermediate filament cytoskeleton; microtubule. Gene Ontology annotation, biological process: neuron migration; cilium assembly. The record is from RefSeq and is a predicted model, not a curated record.